GGGGAACUGUAUAAUUAAUGUGUCAUGAGGGAAUUGGAAUAAUGCUGUAUAGGGUAGUGAUCUUUGCUUAGGAUUGUUUUGAAAAUAGAUCCCAAAAUACAGCUCCCCUGUUCUCUUACCCCUGGAUUCAUCCCAAAGUUCACAAAAUAUCACUUUUAUUUCUGUACUUAUUCAUCUGAUCUGUGAUUUGGUUUGUACCUCAAAUAGUGUUGCUUGUUCCAGGUUGGUUUCAGUGGGUGUAUGGCCCUAAUUUUCUGUAGGGAGUGUAGGAAUUGACACCAAUCUUUGGGGCAGGACUUUAUACAUGUCCCAGGAGAACAAGCACGUUGUUAAAACUGGCUCCUCAUUAUUGUUAGGUUUCUUUGGAAACUGAAGAGAGCAGGGCAGGGACUGUUGAAAAAUCAAACCAUUAAACCAAAUAACAGCAGUUUUAGAAAGAACAAAGUCCUCUUAUUUUCUCUGCCAAACAAUUUUGAGCUUUUUUUUAGCUGAGAUUAUAUUAAUCCUUCUUUAUUGUUACUUGCAUUCCUGAGGCUUUGCUUUCAUAUCACGCCUCAAGUACCUGUGAAUUUAAAAAAAACCCAAAAAACCAAAGUUUUGCCUAAAAAGUUGUGUCAAAUUUCUGUUUAAAGCAUUGUCCAAGGAGAGUUUUAAUGAAAUUUGUUGUUUGCUGCUGCUUUGAAGGGUUUUAGUUUGUUGGUUUUUUUUUUCUUUUUGAAUCAACAGGAACUUUUAAUGGAAUUUCUGUGUCGAAGUGUAUGAAAUACCCAGAUGGUUUUGUUAUUGUUGAACAUUAACAUUGCCUCUGAGGCUGAUACUUUCUCCAAUAAGAGCACAAUUUUUGUCCCCUCUUAAAUUUUCCUCCUAUUCCUGCUCAUUUUUCUUCAUGUAGAUGGGUCAAAAUGAGGCCUGACACUUUUCAAGCAUAUUGAGAUAGAAGCAGAAAAAAGUGGUGGUUGUACAAUUCUGAAGUGAAUGGCCUGGAGGAGGAAGGAUGUGAUGACAUGGCUGUGACUGUCAUAUGAUGAACCACUUUGUGGUUGGCAGCACUGCAGAUGUUUUGACCUUCCUCUCCACUCUUUCAUUAUGGCAGAGCCACAUCUAAGGAAAAUGACCCCUGAAACCACAAACUUAACAUUUGUAGCUCAAGAUCUGUGCUCGUGGUAAUGUUCUAGGGCAAAAAUGACACAGCAAAGCACACUUUUUUAAUAAAAAUAUAAUUAUUUUGUACUAUAGUGAAGAAGUUUUAUCUUUCAUGGUAUUUAAUUUUACCUCCCUUCUUUUGUUUCCAGCACUUACACAAGUAAUUAGAGAGUUAGACUUGCUUAGGCGUGAGGGAUCAAUUCCAUCUUCAUGUGUAAGCUUUGUAACUUAUUUUCGCCAAAUCAGUCUGAACUAUUGUCUCAUGUCUCCGAGAAGCACACAGAAGAAGGAACCAAUGUGGAUGACAUCAUUAUUCCUCUCCAACCUCUAACAGUGCCCACAAACACAGGCAGAGAUGGAGAAGAGCUUCUUGUAGCGAAGAGGAAAAGGGGCAGACCUAAAGGGUCUACUAAGAAGUUUUGUGUGGAUGAAGAUGUGGCAGAAAACAACCCUGUUCCAAAUGAAGAAACUCCCCCUGGAACAGAAGAGGGCCCAGAAGUGUCUGAAGUGUCACCAGGCAGCUUGGAAUGUAGGAAAUGCAAUCGGAAAUUCUCCAACACACGUCAGCUGACUAAACAUAUCUGCAUUAUUGUCUUAAAUGAAGGAGAGGAAGAAGGAGAUGGAGGUAAUGAUUCUGACGUUGACCUUGACAGGAAGGAAGAUGAGCGAGAAAAAACUCCAAAGAGGCCCAGAGUUCAGAAAACAGAGAAAACCCCAUCAACUAAGGAGACCGAACAGGUUCCAGGAGCUAAAAAUCCUAUUAUAAGUGUGGUUUUGACAGCCCAUGAAGCUAUUCCAGGAGCCACAAAAAUUGUUCCUGUCGAGGCUGCUCCCCAGGAAAGUGAACCCACAACUCCAGAGACAACAGUUCAAGAGCCAUCACAACGAAAAGGAUAUCAAGAAUAUUCCAUUCAGCAAACCCCAUAUGAACAGGCAAUGAAAUCAAGCAGGUUGGGCCCAACUCAACUGAAGAUUUUUACAUGUGAAUACUGUAACAAGGUGUUCAAAUUUAAACACUCCCUCCAAGCACAUUUGAGGAUUCAUACAAAUGAGAAGCCUUACAAGUGUCCUUCCUGCAGUUAUGCCAGUGCAAUCAAAGCCAACCUGAAUGUUCACAUGCGGAAACACACUGGAGAGAAGUUCAGCUGUGAUUAUUGUACGUUCACUUGCCUCAGCAAAGGCCACCUCAAAGUCCACAUCGAAAGGGUUCAUAAGAAAAUUAAGCAGCACUGUCGCUUCUGCAAGAAGAAGUACUCGGAUGUCAAAAAUUUGAUCAAACACAUCAAGGAAACUCAUGACCUUCAAGACAAAAAGGUGAAAGAUGUUUUCGAUGAGCUUCGCUUGAUGACACGAGAGGGCAAAAGGCAACUUCUGUAUGAUUGCCACAUUUGUGAGCGCAAAUUCAAAAAUGAGCUUGAUCGAGACCGUCACAUGCUUGUUCAUGGGGAUGAAAGGCCCUUUGCUUGUGAGCUCUGUGGUCACGGAGCCACUAAAUACCAAGCUCUUGAGCUUCACGUUCGGAAGCACCCCUUUGUGUACGUGUGCUCUGUAUGCCUGAAGAAGUUUGUCAGUUCUGUGAGACUCCGUGCUCACAUCAAAGACGUUCACGCGGAUCUGCAGGAGGAUUCUGUUUUUAACAGCUCUAUUAACCAAAGCUUCUGCCUGCUCGAGCCAGGAGGGGACAUCCAGCCAGAAGCCCUCGGUGAACAGCAAACACAAACUGCAGGUGAAUCGACUGUCACAGGUACUGAUGCUGUUAACACACCACAGCCACCUGCUGGUGAAGGUGAAUCAACAACUGCAGAUGUCAACCAUAAUGGCCAACAUAAUGGGGAUGUAAAAGUUGAUACAAUCCUUUCCUUGGAAUUUGAAAACCCUCUGAUGAAGAAUGUAGCAGAGACACUGUGUCAGACAACAGAGAUAGCAGUCCCAAACAUUCAGCCCUGUGUAGCAUCAGAUUGCUUUCUGCUGAAAAAUGGUACUGCUGGUCCUGAGGAGUUAAAGGUUUCUCCUCCAAAUGAAGAGGAAGUUAAUCACUGCAGUUCUGUAAAUGAGCAGGGUGAAGAAAUUCAUCUUUUACUGUCUGAAGACAAAAGUUUAAAUUCGAGUCAGAACAAUGCAGUGGCUGAGAACCUUCCAGUCUCUGAAGAGAGAACCCGGUCUGUUCCUUCUAGUGAAUCAGAAAAAAGCAAUCCUCCAGUUCAGAACUCAGCAGAAUCCACAGACCCUUUACCAGCACCAGAAGCUGGAGCAGCCACCAGCCCACAGGCAGCCGCUUCCAACAGGGCUACAUCCAACGGUGGGACUGGAUCCAUUGCCUUCAUGCAGAUCUUGGAUAGCUUGCAGAAGAGACAAAUGAACACAGAGUUGUGUGAGAGGAUAAGGAAGGUUUAUGGAGACUUAGAAUGUGAAUACUGCGGUAAAUUGUUUUGGUACCAAGUGCAUUAUGACAUGCAUGUUCGUACACAUACUCGAGAACAUUUAUAUUACUGCUCCCAGUGCAAUUACUCCUCCAUCACCAAAAACUGCCUUAAGCGUCACGUCAUCCAGAAACACAGUAAUAUUCUGCUGAAAUGUCCCACAGAACAUUGUGACUACUCUACUCCAGAUAAAUACAAGCUCCAGGCACACCUUAAAGUUCACACAGAUCUGGAUAAAAAGAGUUAUUCCUGUCCCGUAUGUGAGAAGUCAUUUUCUGAAGAUCGACUUAUAAAAUCUCACAUCAAGACAAAUCACCCUGAGGUUUCAAUGAAUACUAUUUCUGAGAUUCUUGGCAGAAGAGUUCAGCUGAAAGGACUUAUUGGAAAACGAGCUGUGAAAUGUCCCUACUGUGAUUUUUAUUUUAUGAAGAAUGGAUCAGACCUUCAACGUCAUAUUUGGGCUCAUGAAGGUGUCAAACCCUUCAAGUGCUCUCUCUGUGAGUACGCCACGCGCAGCAAGAGUAACUUGAAAGCCCACAUGAAUCGUCACAGCACUGAGAAAACACACCUCUGUGAUAUGUGUGGGAAAAAGUUCAAAUCAAAAGGCACUUUGAAGAGCCAUAAACUCCUUCAUACUGCUGAUGGAAAGCAGUUUAAAUGUACGGUGUGUGACUAUACAGCUGCCCAAAAACCACAGCUCCUACGUCAUAUGGAACAACAUGUCUCUUUCAAGCCCUUCCGAUGUGCACAUUGCCACUAUUCCUGCAAUAUAUCUGGUUCCCUGAAGAGGCAUUACAACAGGAAGCAUCCUAAUGAAGAGUAUGUAAAUGUAGGGUCUGGGGAGCCUGCAGCCGAAGCCCUUAUCCAACAAGGUGGCAUUAAGUGUCCUGUUUGCAGCUUUGUGUAUGGUACAAAAUGGGAGUUCAACAGGCACCUUAAAAACAAGCAUGGAAUGAAGCUGGUGGAAAAUGAUGGGGAGACCAAGUGGGAGCUAACUGCUGAAGUUUCUGAAGAAGCAUCCACUCAGUAUGUCCAUAUCACAGAGGCUGGAGAAGAUGUUCAAGGCACUCAAGCUGCUGUAGCUGCAUUACAGAACCUUAGAUAUACUUCUGAGAAUGGUGAAAGACUUGAUCCAACAGCUGUAAACAUCCUGCAGCAAAUCAUUGAGUUGGGUUCGGAGUCCCAUGAUGCCACCGCAGUUGCUUCUGUAGUUACGAUGGCCCCUGGCACUGUGACAGUAGUAAAGCAGGUAAAAGAAGAGGAGCAAUCAGCCAAUCACACCUUGAUGAUUCAAGAGACACUGCAGCAGGCGUCAGUGGAGCUGUCUGAGCAGCAUCACCUGGUGGUCUCAUCAGAUGAAGUGGAGGGGAUUGAGACAGUGACUGUCUAUACACAGGGUGGAGAGGCUUCUGAAUUCAUUGUUUAUGUUCAGGAGGCUGUGCAGCCUGUGGAGGAACAAACUGUGGAACAAUCAGUGCAGGAGCUCUAGAGAAUAGCGAUCAAAGGAGAUGGCUACUUGAUUUGUAAAAAAGUUUGGGUUUUUUUUUCCCAAACAAAAGCAAUCAAGCUGAUGGAUUUUAAUCUGUGAAGUGAUCUAACUAGUUGGAUUGUAUGAGUAACUUAGACAUCAUGUGCAAAAAACCUCCUCAGACUUUUUUCUUUUCUAAAAAAUGGUCAUAUUUUGAGGAAAAAGUAUUCUUCCCUUUCUCAGAAGAUCUUUCACUUGAUUCCUGUAAAUCCUCACAAAUAUCCUCUAUUCAAAACUGUGGUAUCCCAUGAUAAUAAAAAUCCAUAAAGGUAGCUAGAAUGUAUAGAAAAGCCCAUACAUCCCAUUUUGUACACCCUUAAUAUGUGCUUGACUUGACUGGAAGCAAAAUUGUUUUUUCUUUAAAUUAAAAGGGCCUCUUAUUUCUGAGUACAUGCUUAGGAAGUGUCUGCGAAGUUGUGGUUCUAACCCAAACAAAAGUUCAAGACUUUAAUUAGAAACGUACCACAGAUGGACUGUAGUUGGUGCUUGUGAGGUGAUCCUUUGAGUUUGAGAGGUAUUUAAAGCCAUAUGUGAAAAUUCUGGGUGCCAGUAGGAUGACUGUUAUUUAGAUAUUUGAAUGAUGGUAACUCUUUCCAUCCCACUGAGUAAGUACCUGUCCUGUAGCAUAAAUUGAAACCAAAUCUGUCAAAUUAAGGAAAUAUUCUGUUAUUUUUAAGAAAAAAAAUAUAUUCAAAAGAUUUGUAAAUGCUAUAAGAGAUGUAUGUUCAUAUGUUUUAAACAGACGUGCUUGUAAAUAUGAUUGUGUGAAAAAAAAUUGUACAAAAAACUUAAGUAAAUAUUGACAAGAAUCUAGAUAUUCUUAAUUAUGCAUGUAUAUAGUUCCAGGUUUUUCUUCAUGAAUCUUGAAUUGUUUCUGGCUUAAUAUUUUUAAAUUUGAGCUAUAAAAGUUAUUAAUAACAAAAUUGUCAUGUUUUCUUCUAGUGCUCUAAUUUAUUAAGUGCUGGUUUCCUUUUCACAGCUAAGUAAAAACAUGCUGGUUUACGCUGACUGUGACAAAUUAUUCCUGUAGUUAGUAGUGUUUAAUCAAGAAAGUGGCACCACGAAGUUCAGGCAGACUUUUCUAUGUGAUUGAACUUAUUUCUGGAUGUUCUGGGUAGAAAAGUGGAGAAAAGCUUUUUACUAAGUGGAUAUAAUGCAGUGAGUUGGUUGUCUGCCUCUUCUGGCUCUGCUGGGUUCUCUCAAUGCUGAACAAAAUCAGUGGUUGCUUCUCACUUAACCGUGGUGAUAGGGAAUUUAAAUUUGUUCAUGGAAAAGAACUGAGAGUUGUUUGGCUGUGAUGGCAACUGUGUGUCCUCAGGUUUAGUCUUGAAAGUGCACUAGAAGCCCCAGGGAUAUUAAGGUUGUAGGAUGGAGACCUCACUGCCAUUUUGUGUCGCUGACUGGAGCUGGUAAAAGUAUCAGGAUUAAUUCCUUGUGUGUUCAGUAUACUUGACAUUUGUAACAUCAUAGAAACUGAUGCACAAAAUGCAUCAACUUGAUUAAUCUGCAUAAGAAACCUUGGUUUUGUUAUUAGUGGUUGAAAUUCACUGUUGAUUUGCAAGAAUAAUGCUUUCUGUUAUCUAGAAGAGAAGAAAGAGAUAUCAAACACUUAGAAUUUAUUGAAUUAUUCACAACCCACUUGCUGUUAAAACCACAUUUGGAAGAGCAUCCUGAUCAUAUGUGGUAAUAGUGAUGAUCUUAACAUAAAACCUCUCUGAAUCAGUUCAGCAAUAUAUUGUGUUAUUGCCUGACUGGGGGAGGGACAGAAAAGUAUUUUACUAUGCAUCACUCCAGAAUUCUUAAGUAGAUUAUUUCAAAUAGACCGAGCAAUUCUGUCUAUGAGAGGUGUGUCUGUUUGGAGGAAGGGGUUUGUUUUAAUUCCAAUGUUUCAUGGCCAUACAUACCUAUGUAAUUUAAGGCUUUAUUUAUGGUUAAUGAGUUAUAUCACAUUUUCCUGUGCUAAAGCGUGAACACUUGUGUGAAUUUUCUACAUGCUUUUAAUUUUAUUAUUUUAAAAGUAGUUUUCAACUGAGGUCUUUUCUGAAGUUCCUUUUUUUUUACCCAGCUCUGCUUGGAAAUGCAAUGGUUGGAAACAGAUGAGGUGUAAGUCAGGAAGCCGUGUUAAGUAAUGCACAUUGAUUUCUUGCCUACUUAAUUAAUACAUUUUCUUCCUUCAAGAAUAUUA
Messenger RNA from Corapipo altera (White-ruffed manakin), 7276 nucleotides. RefSeq names its product zinc finger and AT-hook domain containing (gene ZFAT). Gene Ontology annotation, molecular function: RNA polymerase II cis-regulatory region sequence-specific DNA binding; DNA-binding transcription factor activity, RNA polymerase II-specific. Gene Ontology annotation, cellular component: nucleus. The coding region runs from base 1354 to 5052 and encodes 1232 amino acids. NCBI's taxonomy places the organism in Eukaryota, Metazoa, Chordata, Aves, Passeriformes, Pipridae. The record is from RefSeq and is a predicted model, not a curated record. The transcript is spliced from 16 exons. Gene Ontology annotation, biological process: regulation of DNA-templated transcription.